AUUGUGCGGAAAUGGAAGUUCCACCUGCUUUUUGGUUUAGUCCAUAUAUUUAAUCAUUGUGAAGCUAUGACGAUAACUGAUGAUUAAUUUAUCCCUUAUGAUCGGCCAAAUGAUAUGCCAAUUUUCUUGUUUGUUUUUCCCUUUCAGAGCUAAGUACAAACUAAUUAGGAGUUAUCGUAAGAAAGAAAUAAGAGUUAUCCUAAGAUGUUAACUCGACUAAAUCAACACACCCCUUAUCUAUAUAUAUAUCUGCAUAAGUCACAAGAAGUUUCAUAAAAUAGUAAUUCCCUUAAUAAAAAUAGUAUAUAUAAAACAUAAAGAAAAAAAUAUGAGCACACUUCUUGGUUGUCUUGUCCUCAUAUUCUCUAUGGUCGCACAGGCCUCAUCCGCCAGUCUUACGGUGAACUGGUCCCUUGGCACCGACUACACUCCGCUCACCACUGGAAAGACCUUCUCUGUCGGCGAUACCAUAGUGUUCAAUUAUGGUGCGGGUCACACGGUGGAUGAAGUGAGCGAGAACGACUACAAGAGUUGCACUCUAGGGAACUCCAUUACGUCCGACAGCAGCGGAACCACGACCAUAGCUCUCACGACCACUGGUCCUCGCUACUUCAUCUGUGGAAUCCCCGGCCAUUGCGCUGCCGGUAUGAAGCUCGCAGUCACCGUCGCGUCGAACUCUUCAAACGGUGUAGCUGGUGGCACCACUACACCAACCCCAUUCACCGGAGGUGGUGGUGGUUACAAUCCCACGACCACACAGGCCAUUCCUUGUGCGGCUUGGGCCGUGUCCUGUCCAUUACGGGCUUUGGUUGCUACUUGGGCCGUUGUUUUUUAUGCUUUGGCUUUGUCUUAGUUGAAAUUGUGUGGUCUGUAUGUUAGUAUUUUUAAACGAUACUAAAAUAGUAAAUUUGAACCCAACAAAAGGAAGAGAUUGCCAUGUGUCUCUACGAGUGUAUGAUAAUCGUAAAGCAUCAGAUCCACCGUCUCUCACCUAAUUAGUUGGAGCCCGCAAAACCUCUCGUCACAUCUAAGCCGUCCAUUUGAAUAAAACAUUGUAACCACUCUAGAUCUCCACUCGAGCCGACGUAACAACAGAAUAAAUAUUGUUUGUU
Molecule: messenger RNA, 1112 nt
Organism: Arabidopsis thaliana (thale cress)
Lineage: Eukaryota; Viridiplantae; Streptophyta; Magnoliopsida; Brassicales; Brassicaceae
Product: Cupredoxin superfamily protein
Exons: 2
Coding region: 329-853 (174 amino acids)
Cellular component (GO): membrane
Molecular function (GO): copper ion binding; electron transfer activity
Source: RefSeq, marked reviewed